Molecule: messenger RNA, 405 nt
Organism: Thyridium curvatum
Lineage: Eukaryota; Fungi; Ascomycota; Sordariomycetes; Thyridiales; Thyridiaceae
Exons: 1
Coding region: 1-405 (134 amino acids)
Source: RefSeq, a predicted model, not a curated record
AUGCAUUUCUCAUCUGCCCUCUUGAGCGCACUCGCCCUCGCCCCUGCGGCCUACGCCACCUGCUUCAGGUACUCCUGCCGCAUCUACGGCCUCGAGAACCCGGAGCGGCCCGGCGUGUACGUCGACAUGGCCAUCACCAACGGCGACAUCUCCGAGACGUACUGCACACUCCAGCUCGGGCGGGACGAGUACAUGAACCACGGCAACGUCGAGUUCUUCACGUUUGACUGCCCGCCCAAUGGCUGGUUCGCGACCCUGCACGAGGGGUCCGACUUCAUCCGCAUCACGACGCCCGACUCGGACAAGGAGGGCAAGUAUAUCGAUGCGCCUAUCGACUGGGACAGCAGUGACGCGGGCAAUGGGAUUGGGUUCCUGCUGUCGUAUGAUGGUUCCAAUGGUUGUUAA